Messenger RNA from Cololabis saira (Pacific saury), 1533 nucleotides. It is a transcript of the gene nme3, whose product is annotated as NME/NM23 nucleoside diphosphate kinase 3. The record is from RefSeq and is a predicted model, not a curated record. Gene Ontology annotation, molecular function: nucleoside diphosphate kinase activity. Gene Ontology annotation, biological process: CTP biosynthetic process; GTP biosynthetic process; UTP biosynthetic process. Lineage: Eukaryota; Metazoa; Chordata; Actinopteri; Beloniformes; Belonidae. The transcript has 5 exons. Bases 63 to 620 code for a protein of 185 amino acids.
UAAGAUUUGGACUCAUGUGCAGGCUGUGAGCGCUGAUAGGCUGCUGCAGGAGAAGCGCCGCAAUGAGGCCGAAAAAAAGGUCAAGGAGAGAUCUGCAUGAGCUGGAAGAUUUGGUGCAAAAACAUGCGCGCAUUGAAGAAUCUGACGAGACAACCCACGGCUGGACGGGGGUGAACGAGCGCACCUUCAUUGCUGUGAAACCAGAUGGCGUCCAGCGGAAACUGGUGGGAGAAAUUGUGCGUCGUUUUGAGAAGAGAGGGUUCAAGCUUGUGGGCCUCAAACUUAUGCAGGCAUCUGAGGACCUUCUGAAGGAACACUACUCAGAUCUGAGUACCAGGCCCUUCUUCAGCAGACUGAUACGCUACAUGAACUCUGGACCCGUCAUUGCCAUGGUGUGGCAGGGUUUGGACGUGGUCAAGACUGCUCGCAAGAUGAUGGGCGAGACCAACCCUGAAGACUCGCAGCCAGGAACCAUCCGAGGAGAUUUCUGUGUGGAAGUGGGCAAGAACGUGAUUCACGGCAGCGACUCUGUGGAGAGUGCCCAGAAAGAAAUCUCUCUGUGGUUUCGUCAGAAUGAACUCCACCGCUGGCACAGCAGCAACAGCCACUGGAUCUACUGACGGUCUAGAGGAGCUCUGCAGACACCGUCCCCCAUGUGAACCAGGGAGUCUCAGUGUGGGUGUGAUCACAAGAAGGACCACGUCAUACCUCAAACAAAUGCUUUUAGGCUUUAGUAGUUUGUAGCCUCAUGGAGAACAAGGAUGAUCUUUGCAUUGCUGCAUUUCUGUUUUUACUUGAAGGAUGGUAAGAUGUAUUUAAAAGCAAUAAGAAAGCAAUAACUUGGUAAGGAACAUCACAGUUUCUGUUUAAAUAUUAGUUUUGCAGCAGUAGCUGCUGUUUUAAGCUUUCAAGGAAUAGGAUGGAUUUGAAUCAAUAAAUUAUUGUGGAUUAAUUUUACUCAUUAAGAGAUCACACAUCGGGAAAAUGGCUGGAUUUAAAUGCCUCUGUAACUUAUAUUAAUAUUUUCCAUAAUUUUAUUUAAUUUGUUUCAUUGUAAUGGGGUAAAGUUUGAAGUAUCACAAAACUGUCCAGUUUCUGCAUCCAGUUUAGUUACAGUAUGUUUGGCACAUACAGUAAAUUAGUCUUUACUGGCACUUGGGAGGGAAAAAAGUUCCUGGCAGUUUAUAUUGAGAAAAUACAGCACUUGUUAAUAUCCGGCUGCACUAAGACCCUCACCAAGAUGGGAGCAAGUUUUAAACAACUAAAGUUUGUGCCUUUACGCUCAUUCCUGGUUUACGGCGUCAUUCUCUAAUUAACUGUAUCGUCAGUUUCUAAUUAUCUAGAAGGUUAAAAAUGUAUAAUUUGGAAGUAUUUGAAUGUAUAAAAUGUAGAUUUCCCAGCUUUCCAAGAGUUUGUGACUCUUAUUCUGGUUUGUAAUUUCAUGCAUUUUUCUGGAUUAAUUUCCUUCCUGAAGUGGAAUGACUAUGAAUGUUGCUUGAUCAUCUUUUUUUUAAUAAAAACCUUAGCAGUUGA